Messenger RNA from Zingiber officinale, 1419 nucleotides. Its product is annotated as mitogen-activated protein kinase 5-like. The transcript is spliced from 6 exons. Lineage: Eukaryota; Viridiplantae; Streptophyta; Magnoliopsida; Zingiberales; Zingiberaceae. Gene Ontology annotation, cellular component: cytoplasm; nucleus. The coding region runs from base 87 to 1196 and encodes 369 amino acids. Gene Ontology annotation, biological process: intracellular signal transduction; protein phosphorylation. The record is from RefSeq and is a predicted model, not a curated record. Gene Ontology annotation, molecular function: ATP binding; MAP kinase activity.
GCUAUAAAUUCAGCCAGAAGGCGACUCGAACCUGAUCGAAAUCGAAAAGGGUUGCCUCUUGUUCUUCUUCUUCCUACGGAUCAGAGAUGGACGGAGCUCCGGCGAACGAUUUCCCGGUCACGGUGGCGCACGGCGGGCGGUACUUGCAGUACAACAUCUUCGGCAACUUGUUCGAGGUCACGGCGAAGUAUCGGCCUCCGAUCAUGCCCAUCGGGAGGGGUGCCUACGGGAUCGUCUGCUCGGUGAUGAACACGGAGACGAGGGACAUGGUGGCGAUCAAGAAGAUCGCGAACGCGUUCGACAACCACAUGGACGCGAAGCGGACGUUGAGGGAGAUCAAGCUCCUUCGCCACUUGGAUCAUGAGAAUAUCGUUGGAAUAAGGGACGUGAUUCCGCCUCCGAUGCCUCAAACCUUCAACGACGUGUACGUCGCCACCGAGCUCAUGGACACCGACCUCCACCACAUUAUCCGCUCCAACCAAGAGCUCUCCGAGGAGCACUCCCAAUACUUUUUAUACCAAAUACUUCGGGGAUUGAAGUACAUACACUCGGCCAAAGUGAUUCACAGAGACCUGAAGCCGAGCAAUCUGCUGCUGAACGCAAAUUGCGAUCUCAAGAUAUGCGAUUUUGGGCUCGCUCGGCCGACAUCAGAGAACGAUAUCAUGACAGAAUACGUGGUGACGAGGUGGUACCGGGCCCCCGAGUUGCUGCUCAACUCAUCGGAUUACACUGCGGCCAUCGAUUUAUGGUCGGUGGGUUGCAUCUUUAUGGAAUUGAUGAACAGGCAGGCGCUCUUCCCAGGGAGAGACCAUAUGAACCAGAUGCGUCUCAUCACAGAGCUUAUUGGCACUCCCACAGAAGCUGAGCUUGACUUCCUCCGGAAUGAGGAUGCAAGAAGGUACAUGAAGCACCUGCCUCAAUUUCCUCCCAAGUCAUUUGCCAGUAUGUUUCCACAUAUCAAUCCGGUUGCCAUCGAUCUCAUUGAAAGAAUGCUGACAUUUGAUCCAAACAAGAGGAUUACAGUGGAAGAAGCAUUGGCUCAUCCAUACCUUGAGAGGCUUCAUGACAUAGCAGACGAACCCAUUUGCACGGAACCCUUCUCCUUUGAUUUUGAACAGCAAGCCCUCACAGAGGACCAGAUGAAGGAGCUCAUUUUUAGAGAAGCUUUAGCAUUUAAUCCAGACUACAGUUUUUAAUGUCAAUAAUAACAAUAAAAAAAAAACAUCUCUCUAUAGAUAUAUAGUGUGCCCAUUAUCCCCACCCCCCGUGUAAAUAUUAGAAAUCAUGUCAUGUUUUUUAAUUAUUUUUUUUGGGUAAUUGAUGGAGUGUUGCUUGGAUGUAUUUGUGUGGAUUUUUGGUAGAAAAGAUGGAGUCAUUAUAAGUCAGAAUUCAAGAAUAAAGAAAUUUUAUGUGCUGUCA